UCGAACCGCGCAUACAAAUUAGUCACUUUUGCCGGCUGUUAUGGACCAUACAGGUGAAAUUCUGACCUUCCAGUUUGGAACUUACGCGAAUUAUGUGGGUGCCCAUUUCUGGAACCAACAGGAGGCGAACUUCAGGUAUGGAGACGAAAGCAACCAGGUGGUCGAGGAACAGCUGCCGAACAAUGAUGUAUUGUACCGGGAGGGGCUGAAUGCCCUCAAUCGCACCACCUACACGCCCCGCCUACUGUCCGUUGACUUGGCCGGAACUCUGGGACACCUUCCUGUCACCGGCGAGCUAUACGGUAAUUUCGUGCAAAGGGAUGAGGAACUGCUACCCCUGGGCACCGGCGAGGAACUGCAACAGGCUCGCCAGCGGGCUGAGGAAAGCGGUGUGUUCCCCUCGCAUCAGCUUGAAGUGCAGGAGCAGCCGCAGGCCGCCAUUUGCGAGUAUCAGCGGGAUUUACUGAAGAACUCCGUGGCGCCCGAGAAGAACUAUAAGCUGGCAGAGACGGCAAACAGUUGGGCAGACUUCCUCUACGCUCGGUACCAUCCGCGAACCCUGAAUGUGUUACCGGGCCUGGUGAGGGAUCCGACUGUCCAGACGUUGGGAACCUACUCCGCCGGAAUAGAAUUGUGGCAGGAAGCUGCCUUCAACGAGGAGUUUAAUGAUCGUAUCCGCUUGUAUGUGGAGGAGUGCGACGGCCUGCAGGGCUUCCAUGUGGUAUUUGACAUUGACGAUGGUUUCGGCGGUCUGGCCGGGAAGUGCCUGGAGCACCUGAACGACGAGUACAGUCGGGCAAGCUUUGUGGUGCCGCUGCAUUAUCCCAAGAUCACUAGUUAUGCUCAAGCCGAUACCCGUUUGUCGCACAGCAUCCGUGUGGUGAACAGUGUGAUGAGCUACCAUAAUCUAAGCGAGCAGGCGUCGAUGUUUACACCACUGUCCACUCUGGAAAGCAUCUGGAGGAAUAAUAAUCUCAAGUCGCGCAGCCUGCCGGGACUUCAGUGGCAGGUAGAAAAUCUUUACCAGACAUCGGCACUGCUAGCUGGCUUUUUGGAUACGGCCACCUUGGGUUACCGUUUGCGACAAACUCCAGAGUCUCUGCUACGCUUUUGCGAACGUGUUUCUCCUUCGGGUCGGAAGAUGACUGCCGCAGGAGUAGCUCUGCCAUUCGGCCUGAGGGAGGGUCAGGAUCUGAUAGAGUUUCUGGACCAGAGCGGAGACCAUGCGCUACUGACACAACUCACGCCCGGUUGUGAACCGGGCACCUCAUAUGUGGUGCAAUCAGUCAUGGCUCGUGGCAUUCCCGCAGAGCGUUUAAAGCGCCCCAGGGAGCAGGCUGGCGAACAACUGCGGAUGGCUGCCUAUGGGUGCGACAGUGUCUCCCACAUGCUGCAGCUAUACUACCAGUGCAGCUAUCAUGGCAGUGUCACGAAUGCAGCAGCCACACCUCUGCCACUAAAGACGCAACUGCCAUUUCCUUAUGAGAUUUUUGAAAGCAGCAUUUCUAGCGAUGGCUUCCGCCUGCCAGUCGGAGCAGAACGUGAGUCGGGUUCUCGUGUAGAUUCCGCUCCUAUGCUAGCCGCCUUGCAGAACUCUACCAAGCUUGGCGAGCAUCUGGAUAAUUUGCACGCCCAGACACAUCGGGUGCAGUUGGCCAAAUUGCAAGCAUACUCUAAUUCUGGCUUGGAGCGCGAUGAGUACGAAGCGUCGUUGGAUCAGCUGCUCGAGUUCCGUGACCUUUAUGCAGACUCGCAAUACCUAUAGAAUGGUGGUACUCCACUAGGAGGAACAAAACUUUGUGAUAAGCCCUAGGAUAAUUCACUCAAUAAACACUUUUUCAUUUACAUUAAUACUAAGGAUAUCGCUAUUAUUUAUGAGCCCUUCUAUGUAAUUCACUGUUUUUGUGUAUUUAAAUGGUUUUACUUUGCAUUAAAAAUCAGCAAGAAUUAUUUUUAUAAAA
Messenger RNA from Drosophila eugracilis, 1961 nucleotides. It is a transcript of the gene mst, whose product is annotated as protein misato. The record is from RefSeq and is a predicted model, not a curated record. Bases 41 to 1765 code for a protein of 574 amino acids. Gene Ontology annotation, biological process: mitochondrion distribution. The transcript has 3 exons. Lineage: Eukaryota; Metazoa; Arthropoda; Insecta; Diptera; Drosophilidae. Gene Ontology annotation, cellular component: cytoplasm.